CAAGAUAUUGGUUGUCAACACUUGUGAACUCAGAUAAUAUUAAUUACAUUUUAACAACAAAGAGAAUGUCUGCUCCCAAGAAAGGUGAUCAUUCAGCAGCUGAGUCGGAAAUGUUUCAGGUUGUUGCUGCAGGUGAUGUGCAGGAGGUUGCAGAGCUGCUGGGCUCCAAGGAUGUCAGAGUCAACUCUCUGGAUGAGUAUGGCAUGACACCCCUAAUGCAUGCAGCAUACAAGGGUCAGGCAGACAUAUGCCGUCAGCUGCUACAGCACGGGGCAGACGUCAACUCUAAUGAACAUGACUAUGGAUACACAGCCCUCAUGUUUGCUGGACUCUCAGGAAAGACAGACAUAACGUCCAUGAUGCUGGAUGCGGGUGCAGAGACAGACCUGGUCAACUCAGUAGGCCGCACGGCUGCUCAGAUGGCUGCUUUUGUGGGCCAGCACGACUGUGUGACAGUGAUCAACAACUUAUUCUCUGGAGCGCGGCUGGAGUACUACACUAGACCUCAGGGGCUGGAGCGAGAAGCCAAACUGCCCCCCAAACUGGCCGGACCUCUUCAUAAGAUCUUCAUGACCUCCAACCUCAACCCUGUCAAGCUGGUGCUUCUGGUCAGGGAGAACCCUCUGCUGGUGGACGUGGGAGCAUUAGAGAAGUGUUACCAUGUCAUGGACCUGCUGUGUGAGCAGUGUGUGAAGCAGCAGGAUAUGAACGAGCUGCUGGCCAUGAAGAUGCACUACAUUAGCUAUGUGCUGCAAAAAUGCAUGGCCUUCCUUCUGGACUGUGAUGACAAGCUAGAUGUGCUCAUCAAGAGCCUGUUGAAGGGGAGGGAUGGAGAUGGUUUUCCUCAGUACCAGGAGAAGUUCAUUAGAGACUGCAUCAGGAAGUUUCCCUACUGUGAAGCCACACUGCUACAGCAGCUGGUCAGGAGUAUCACACCAGUGGAGAUCGGUAACGACCCGACAGCGUUCUCGGUGCUAACCCAGGCUCUCACGGGUAAGAUGACCUUCAUAGACGCUGAGUUCUGCGCUACGUGUGGAGAGAGGGGGGCAGAGAAGAGAUGUUCCCUCUGCAAAAUGGUGACGUACUGUGGGUUGAUGUGUCAGCGACUCCACUGGUUCACCCAUAAGAAGAUCUGUAGAGGACUGCAGGAGAAGGAUACCCUGAGACUGAGGGAGCUCAAUGAUGAGGAGAGUGACAUGGUGAAGGAGACAGCCAGCUUCCUGGCAGAGCUGUGCUUGAAGGCAGAAGAGCGCAUGGCGUCAUUAGGGUGUCCCAUUCCCUCAGCGCCAGACCAGCUGAACUGCCCCUCCACAUCCUCAGAGGGACCACCAUCCUGCAACCAGGAAUGAGAGGGACUGCUGCUGUUCUUUUUCUACUGGGUAGUUAAUUCAUUCAUUGAUUAAUAUUACUGAUUGGCCAGAGUUCAGUGAUAUUAAUAAUGAAGUUGUAUUGAAUAUUGAAUUGAAUUGCUUCCAUUCACCUGGUUUCUGAGGUCUGAAUCAGUCCCUGAUUAAAGGGGAAUGAUGAAAACCAGAACAUAAGCACUACUACUGAUUGGCCAGGAUGUCCAGAUUGAAAGAAAGGGGCUAGUGAGGGAAAGGGGCUAGUGAGGGAAAGGGGCUAGUGAGGAUGAACGCUUUACUCACCAGGCAGCUGGAAGGACUGUUAAUAUGGACCCAAUGAGGUCUAUUCUGUUUAGGAUAGGGGAGGCUGAAGUAUUCAGGGUGUGAAUAUGAUGUACAACAGCAUAUUGGCUGCGUUUACAUAGGCAGACCAAUUUUGACGAUAAAUUGUCUUUUGACCAGUCAGAUCAGAUCUUUUGCCAAAAAUUGGGCAAAAGAUCAGAAUUGGGCUGCCAGUGUAAACACAGCCAUUGAGCUGUAGCUGUAUUGGUUUUAAUGUGCUUUGCUUGUUUGCAUGUCUUUUGAGCAAAUUCGUUCUCUUCUUUCAAAUGUGAGCCUUGAAUAUUCUUUAAGUAAUGUCUUGAAAUAACAAUUUAAUCUCUGACCGUAGUAAUGUGAAAAAUGCACUCAUGUUGAAAUGGAACCAUCUUACUGAACAAUACAUGUCAUAUUGUUAUUUUUUCAUUAUUGCAAUGGAUGAAAAACACAAUAUGAAGGGCUUAUUUAUGUGUUAUUCUGAACUUGCUAUAAUUUGAGAAUUAUAUUAUCAUUAUUGUUAUGUUCCCUUUGUUGACUCAUGAA
Molecule: messenger RNA, 2204 nt
Organism: Coregonus clupeaformis (lake whitefish)
Lineage: Eukaryota; Metazoa; Chordata; Actinopteri; Salmoniformes; Salmonidae
Product: ankyrin repeat and MYND domain-containing protein 2-like
Exons: 10
Coding region: 66-1349 (427 amino acids)
Biological process (GO): regulation of smoothened signaling pathway
Molecular function (GO): protein binding
Source: RefSeq, a predicted model, not a curated record